UCUAAUUCCUCGUUCCAUUUUUCAGUUCAUCGUCAACACAGGUGAGGUCGCUAAAUUCUGUACGCGUUGGUUUUCGAUUGUGUGAUUUAAAUCCUUGAAAUAGCUCCUGAGAACGAUGAAAUUUGUUUUCUACAAUUGAAAAUGCGGCGUUCAAAAAUCGGCGAGGAAUUUCGUCUCUAGCAUCAUAUUCAUUGAUCUUUCGAUAAUUUUCAGCAAAUGUGCAGUUGUUUUUAGCUAAUUUUAACUUAAAUUUUUAUUUUCCCUCUUUUGCUGUUCUGCAAAUAAUGUUUCAUGAUGUACGGCUUCUGUUGGCUGGGGAGACUUAUAUGUAGGGAGAAAUUCUGAGAUUCAGGAUUAUUCGGUGAUGCAUGAGUUGAAUGCUAACACUGGUGAUACAUGCGAAGAAAUUAUCAAAAGAGCAUGUAUCUUGUAGAGAAUUGGCAUCUGUAUUCUGUAGUAGGAUGGUAGGAGCUGAAGCUGGUCAUGUUUCAAAGAAUGUAUCGAGUGAAGGAGAUGAGACGGAUGAGGAACCUGAGGAAGAUCCAGAAGAAGCGAUGGAUGAGGAACCUGAAGAAGAUCCAGAAGAAGAGGAAAUAGACACGGAAAACGAAGAAGAUCCUGAAGAAGAUCCAGAAGAAGAGGAAAUAGAAACGGACAACGAAGAAGAUCCUGAAGAAGAUCCAGAAGAAGAGGAAAUAGAAACGGACAACGAAGAAGAUCCAGAAGAAGAGGAAAUAGACACGGAAAACGAAGAAGAUCCUGUAGAAGAUCAAGAAGAGGAAAUAAACGAGGAAUCUUAUAAAGAGGAGCUGCCAGUCGAAAAUUCACAUCUUCUGUCUGCGACUAGUGGUGGCAUAGCUAGCCAAGAUUGUGGGAAUGAACUCAGUAAAGACCCAGAAGGAAAAAAUGGAAAGAAAGUGGUUGAAGCAAGUGGAAGUUCUGGAAGAAAAAGGCAGAGUCGGUGGGACCUCCAAUGGGAAGGGGAAACUCGUCAAAUAGAUGGAAAUAGUAAAAGACGAAAAACCAGGUGGGAUAACAAUGACACUAAGAAAGAUUCCUUUGAUUCGGCUGGUAUCACUAAUGGCUUGGAUCUUUUGAAGGACCGAAAUGUCUUAAGCUUGAAAGAGCGUUUACUGGAAACCAACAAGAAGCUAAUAAGUAGUACAUGUAGUGCCAAGAAACGGGAGAAACUCAUAAAUAAAAGCAAGCUUAUUAUAAGUAAGUUAGCCAAGGCUAAUCUGCGGCAACCUACCAGGUCAUUUGUGAAGAAAAUUCUGGUUCCGGUGAAAGAGUAUCCAACGUAUAAUUUUAUCGGUCUCAUUCUUGGACCAAAGGGAAGUACCCAAAAGAAAAUGGAAAAGGAAACCGGUGCAAAGAUUCUUUUGAGAGGUAAGGGUUCGGGUGAAUCUGGUCCAUUGUCAGAUGAAGAGUUGCAUGUUUUAGUGGAGGCUUAUAACCAACGGUCACUGGAUGCUGCUGUGGCCAUGGUCGAGAAAUUGCUUAUUCCAGUGGCGGAUGAAAAUAACGAUCACAAGAGAGCUCAGCUGGUGGAGCUUGCGAAACAGAGAGGAACGUAUAAAGAUAAAAAUAUAUGCGAUUUGUGCAAAGAGCAAGGGCACAGAAAGUACGCAUGCCCUCUUCAAGAAUCCACUUUCGAAGCUGUUUGCUGCGAUGUCUGUGGAAGUUUUGGCCACCUGACAUUAAAUUGCAGCGUGCAGAGAAAACUGCAAGAAUCUUCCGGAACAGUGGUUGAUCAGACAAAUUUGUACGUCGGCUAUCUAUCUCACGAAAUUGACGAACAAAGGUUGAAAGAGCUGUUUUUACCCUUUGGGAAAAUUGAAAAGACAGCGGUACUCAGAGAUCUAAGUACUGGCUUGAGCAAAGGGUAUGGCUUUGUUAAAUUUGAAGAUCCAUCGGAUUCUGCUGCAGCUGUGACUUAUAUGAAUGGGUACAAAAUGAACGGUAAAAUGUUGGCAGUUAGAGUGGCUGGAAAGAAACCAGUUUCUGGUCCACCCUCGCAAUUGGGCCAUCACCCUAAUAUUGUGGGUCCCGUUUAUGUGCCAGCUGUACCGAUGCUUCCGGAAGCUUCUAAUGAGAUGAAUGGAAGUUUGGGUUUUCCUUCUUCAUUGAGUUACUGUGGGCCCGACAGUCAUAUAGCAAGAACUGAGGCUUCAAACAUUUCUCCGUAUGUUGUCACAAGCACUACGAACAACUUUUCGUCAGGUUAUGAUUUUUGUGACCGAAUCCCUAGUUUGUUACCUAAUUCUGAAUCUGUUAUAUUUCCUGGUCAUCCAGACUACAUUGGUUCACAGUUCAAUUCAUACUUCACCAAUCCAGUGAUGAAUGAAACCCUAAUGGCAGAACCUGAGAAAAAGUCUGCUACUUAUUCCUUUGCUUCUCGAUUCCGCGGAUAAUUUCACGGACGAGACUUUUCUGUAAAUCGGUUAUGUAAUUACCUAGAAUUUGUUUGCUCAUUGUUGUUAGAUGAAACACAUUUCUGUGGCCAGUGAAAUGAGAAAAGAAAUACAUAUUUUGUCUUUA
Erythranthe guttata (spotted monkey flower) is the source of this 2541-nucleotide messenger RNA. The record is from RefSeq and is a predicted model, not a curated record. Lineage: Eukaryota; Viridiplantae; Streptophyta; Magnoliopsida; Lamiales; Phrymaceae.